GAGGAUGUUUCCCAGCUUCAAGGUCAAAGUGACGGGUAUGAACCCCAAAACCAAAUACAUCCUUCUCACAGACAUCGUCCCCGCAGACGACCACCGAUACAAAUUCUGUGAGAAUAAAUGGUUGGUGGCUGGCAAAGCGGAGCCGGCGAUGCCAGGCAGACUUUAUGUACAUCCUGACUCUCCUGCCACCGGCGCUCACUGGAUGAGACAGCUGGUGUCGUUUCAGAAGCUGAAGCUCACAAACAAUCAUCUGGACCCUUUUGGACAUAUCAUUCUGAACUCCAUGCACAAGUACCAGCCCAGACUUCACAUAGUGAAAGCUGAUGAAAACAACGCCUUUGGAUCGAAGAACACUGCCUACUGCACUCGCGUUUUUCAUGAGACGGCUUUUAUUUCUGUAACUUCUUAUCAGAAUCAUAAGAUCACUCAGCUGAAGAUAGAAAACAACCCGUUUGCUAAAGGAUUUCGAGGCAGUGAAGGAGAUCUGCGUGUUUCCAGAAUCGACGGGAAGGAAUAUCCAGUUAUAUCAAAGAACACGGUCCGUCAGCGGAUGAUUUCCUCACACGGCCACCUCGCAGCAAAACUCCGUGGAGGAGCUUUCCCAGGGCACGCUCAAGUCCUGUCUUCCUAUCAGAAUGAAACUGGGAUUCCUCUGUCUAACUCAGGAUCUAGUGAUGCUCUCUCACCCACCUUUCCUCAGAGUAAAGAAAGCCUUAUGUAUCACUGCUUUAAACACAGAGAUAAUACUCGAUACUUGGAGUUUGACUGUAAGAGACCAUAUUUGGAGUCAUCUUCAAAGGAGCAUUAUUUCCGUUCACCUUAUGAGUCACCUUUACUGUCUCAUGCCUACUGCACUGAUGCAAUCACGUCCAGGGAAGCUUGCAUGUACAAUGGUAUGGAGACAGAGUCUGGGGCAGUGGACAAAGAUGACCUAACCCACUCUCCUUCACUGAACUGCAACAUGUGGGCCACAGUGCAGUCGUACCCUUGUUACAGCGUUGAUGGAGUCCCACACCAGCCCUUCCCCAACCCUGCCAUACCACAACCUGCAUCAUCAAUGGUGUCACGACCACCGCAGGCUGACCCGUGGGUUUAUAACUCAGCUCCAAUACAGAGAGGAGUUCCCCUACUGUCGCCAUCAUCUUCAUCUUCAUCAUGCUCUCCAGCUGUUCCUGUUUCUAAUGAUACAUCAAGUAAUCCACCUCUGUAUCACAAGAAGCCAGGCUCAUCUGUCUGGCCUCACAGAGAUUUCUCAGCCUGCUCCAGCCAAGGAGCUUUAUCCAUCCCUGAUUCACCUUACCAGUACACAGCAGGGCUAAGUAGUACCGGCAGUCCCUGGCCUGACAGCUAAGAUUGACUCAACAGCUAAUGUGGCCCACCAGUUUGACUCAACAGCUAAUGUGGCCCACCAGUUUGACUCAACAGCUAAUGUGGCCCACCAGUUUGACUCAACAGCUAAUGUGGCCCACCAGUUUGACUCAACAGCUAAUGUGGCCCACCAGUUUGACUCGAUGUACAGCCCUGAAGAUUUCCAAAGUCUCAGUGAGGACUCUGGAUAUUAGUCAGUGUUAAGAAACAACACUUCAUGUGUUUGACAGUCGCUAUAUUGGUACAGUACAUGUUCCGAUACAGUACUACCAGACCAUCAAAUCAAAGUGACUUAUGGGUUUGAGGAGUAUUUGGAGUGUCAGUCAGCUUACAGGUACAAAAAACAGUCCUGUAAGACAUACACAUGUACUGUCAACAAAAUGAACUAAACAUAAAUAAAUGAAUAAAUAAAUAAAUGAAUAAAUAAAUAAACAGAAGAAAUAUAUUAAUUUAUAGGAAGAAAAUGAUCAAAUACAGCACUUGUUUUUGGAAAGCAAUUUAAAAUGGUAUAUACACUGCAAAA
Messenger RNA from Austrofundulus limnaeus, 1891 nucleotides. RefSeq names its product T-box transcription factor 4 (gene tbx4). Lineage: Eukaryota; Metazoa; Chordata; Actinopteri; Cyprinodontiformes; Rivulidae. Gene Ontology annotation, molecular function: DNA-binding transcription factor activity, RNA polymerase II-specific; RNA polymerase II cis-regulatory region sequence-specific DNA binding. Gene Ontology annotation, biological process: cell fate specification; positive regulation of DNA-templated transcription; angiogenesis. The record is from RefSeq and is a predicted model, not a curated record. Gene Ontology annotation, cellular component: chromatin; nucleus.